ACAAAAAAUGUAUAAUCAUCAUUAUAAUUAUAUUAUUUUAUUAAUAUUUCUAAUCAGUUUAUCUUUUAUAAAUUGUAAUGAAAAAAAUUGGAAACAAAAAGAUAUUCGUGAUUAUAAUGAUGCCGAUCUUGAACGUCUUUUUGAUCAAUGGGAAGAAAAUGAAGAACCAUUACCUGAAGAUGAAUUACCCGAACAUUUACGUAAAUCACCACAAUUAGAUAUGACAAAAAUGGAUUUUUCAAAUCCAGAAAAUGUUUUAAAAUUAAGUAAAAAAGGUAAAACAUUAAUGGCAUUCGUUUCGGUUGAUGAAAUGCCAACACGUGAUGAAACCGAAACAAUAACAUCAUUAUGGCAAUCAAGUUUACAAAAUAAUCAUAUUAUUUGUGAUCGUUUUAUUGUUGAUGAUAAUCGUGCUAUAUUUAUGUUUAAAGAUGGUUCACAAGCAUGGGAUGCUAAAGAAUUUCUUAUCAAACAAAAACGUUGUAAAGAUGUUACAAUUGAAAAUAAAGUUUAUCCGGGUAUAUAUUCAAAACAGGAGAAGGAAGAAUUAUAAUUCGAAAAUUUUUUAUUAACUUGUAAUGUUUUUUUUUUGCUGUUGAAAUAAUAAUAAAAUUAUACAAAUUUUUUCUUUGA
Messenger RNA from Dermatophagoides pteronyssinus (European house dust mite), 633 nucleotides. RefSeq names its product LDLR chaperone boca (gene boca). Gene Ontology annotation, biological process: protein folding. NCBI's taxonomy places the organism in Eukaryota, Metazoa, Arthropoda, Arachnida, Sarcoptiformes, Pyroglyphidae. The record is from RefSeq and is a predicted model, not a curated record.